Messenger RNA from Rhodofomes roseus, 1815 nucleotides. Its product is annotated as mitochondrial carrier. Lineage: Eukaryota; Fungi; Basidiomycota; Agaricomycetes; Polyporales; Fomitopsidaceae. Gene Ontology annotation, molecular function: ATP transmembrane transporter activity; calcium ion binding. The transcript has 12 exons. Gene Ontology annotation, biological process: transmembrane transport. The record is from RefSeq and is a predicted model, not a curated record. Bases 1 to 1815 code for a protein of 604 amino acids.
AUGGCGGGCGAGAACCACGGCCCAUCUAAUCGGGAACUGUACGAAGCCUGCCUCACCGGCGCACAGGACCGCCCCUCCAUUCCUCGACUACGCUCCGACCCACCACCUUACCAGUCCAUUCCACACAGUCUCCAGGAGUUUCGCGCGCAAGAGAGCCCGGAGGAGCGAGACAGACGGCUUCGCGACCUAUGGGCGCGCCUACCACAACGCGACGGCACCCCUAGCGGGGAUGACGACUUGCCCCAGAUAAGUGCGGGGUCAGACGGGCCCUCGGUGCUGUCCGACGGUGUACUUACGGCGGAGACGGCGAAGCGCUUGCAAGGGAUGUACGAGGCCGAGUUACGCUCGCAAUGUGGGGUACACACGAGCGGCUUCCUGAAUCGCGCGGUGUCGUGGAGGGAGUUCAAGAAGUAUGCAGAUGCGAAGGAAGCAGAGCUUUGGCGUAUCUUCCAUGACGAACUCGACUUGGACGGUAAUGGUCGUCUCGACGCGGAGGAACUCACGCAGAUCUUGCAGAGAGCAGGCAUCCAACUAUCCUCAUCAACACUGGCUGAGUUUAUGACAUUCAUGACGUCCUCCGCCCAUUCGCAUGCCGUCACCUUCCCGGAAUUCAGGGACUUCCUCUUGCUGAUGCCCCGGAGAGCGUCGCCAAAGGAAAUAUUCCGUUACUACGAGGUGCGAAAAGUCACAGGUGACGAGGCCAGAGGUGCAGCCCGCGUCAACAUGGAAGGUGACGUUACUCUCAGUGCGGAAGACAUGUCCGUCAGCAGAGCGCCUGUUAUACAGCAACACCCAGCCAACCCAGCGACCGCAGAUACCCCCAUAGACCAUACCGUAGACCUGUACGAGGGGGAGGGCGAUGACGAGGGGGAGGAGUUUGACGAAGAGGACCAUCACAGCUGGUUCGAAGGGUCAACUGCCGCGAAGUUUCUUCUAGCAGGCGGCGUUGCUGGUGCCGUAUCGCGGACAUGCACCGCGCCAUUCGAUCGGCUGAAGAUCUUCCUGAUCACGCGGCCACCAGACCUCGGUGGUGUCUCCUUCAGCUCGAAAGCACCUGCUCGCGGUGUUCGUGCGAUCGGUAACGCUGUUGGGCGAAUAUACGCCGAAGGUGGUGUGCUCGCCUUUUGGACAGGCAAUGGGCUCUCUGUAGCGAAGAUCCUGCCUGAGUCGGCCAUCAAGUUUCUAACCUACGAAUCAUCCAAACGGAUGUUCGCCAAGCAUUGGGAUCACGUUGACGACCCGAGAGACAUUAGCGGUGUCAGCCGUUUCAUGUCCGGAGGGUUAGGCGGGAUCAGCAGUCAACUGUCUAUCUACCCAAUAGAGACACUUAAGACACAAAUGAUGAGUAGUACCGGGGAGACGAGACGGUCACUCGUCGACGCUGCCAGGAAAGUCUGGGGAAUGGGUGGUUUCCGUGCCUUUUACCGGGGAUUGUCGAUAGGGCUAGUUGGAGUGUUCCCAUAUUCGGCUAUCGACAUGAGUACAUUCGAGGCGCUCAAGCUGGCAUACAUCCGAUCAACAGGCAAAGAGGAGCCAGGAGUCCUUGCGUUGCUCUCGUUCGGCAGCGUAUCCGGAAGUAUUGGCGCUACGAGCGUAUAUCCACUGAACCUCGUCCGAACGCGAUUGCAAGCGUCGGGGUCGUCAGGUCACCCACAAAGGUAUAAUGGUUACAUGGACGUCGUCCAUACAACGUAUGCUCGCGAUGGUUGGCGUGGCUUCUACCGUGGGUUGCUUCCAACCCUGGCAAAGGUGGUACCAGCAGUGUCGAUAUCUUAUGUCGUGUACGAAUCUAGCAAACGCAAACUUGGUGUAUAA